AUGAACAGGGGACAUUUGAAAAACAUUACGGUGAGAGGUUUAUUUUUCAUACAGUUGGUAGCGCUACCGACAUGGCUACGUUCAGUUCGCUACAAAGUUCACAGUGUCGCUGCAGUCGCGCAACAGUUCAUCGCUCUUGCCUCGUGCACAAAUAUUUUUGCAUCAAAAAAGUAUAUUUAUCUGAGAAAGGGAAAGAUGAUUUUUGAUCGUGAUUAUUCAAAAGUUCCCUGCAUUAGGCAAAGUUUUCUCAAUGGCAUAGGGGCAGGUGUUAUUGGUUUAGUGGCAGUACUUAUGAUGACAAGUAAACCUCGUUUAGCUGCAAAUUGCUGUAUUGGCGCAUUUGUAACAGUUUCUCCUGGUUCAUUCGUAUAUUGUCAGUAUAAAUUGAAAAAAACUAAAGAUUUAUUAAUGGAAGCAAAAAUAAGAGCAGUUAAAUCAGAAUAGUAAAUUAAAUUUAGAUUUAUAAAAAUAUUUAUAUGUACAUAAUAAUAAUUUACCCAAUUUUGUAUAAAAUUGUUGAAAAUAGUUAAAGUUUUUAAUGAUUAAUAAAAAAAAAUAUUCUUAA
Messenger RNA from Leptopilina heterotoma, 565 nucleotides. RefSeq lists its product as uncharacterized. Gene Ontology annotation, cellular component: mitochondrion; mitochondrial inner membrane. Lineage: Eukaryota; Metazoa; Arthropoda; Insecta; Hymenoptera; Figitidae. The record is from RefSeq and is a predicted model, not a curated record. The transcript has 3 exons. Bases 1 to 444 code for a protein of 147 amino acids. Gene Ontology annotation, biological process: mitochondrial respiratory chain complex IV assembly.